CCUCUGGCCAUUGGCAAUCGAUCGAUAUAGUGGGAGCCAUGUUCAAGUUGCUGGUGCUCUCCUGCCUUUUGGCUUUGGCUCUACCUUCACUGGCGGAGGUUGGCUGGUGGAAGACGGGUCAGUUCUACCAGAUAUAUCCCAGAUCUUUUAAGGAUAGCGAUGGCGACGGCGUGGGCGAUCUCAUCGGUAUUACGCAACAGCUACCUUACCUGAAGGAAAUCGGCAUUACAGCCACUUGGUUGUCCCCGAUCUUCACCUCGCCCAUGGCUGAUUUUGGAUACGAUGUGGCUGAUCUCAAAGGAAUUGAUCCCAUCUUCGGCACAAUGGAGGAUUUCGAGGCUCUACUGGCGCGCGCCAAAGAGCUGGACAUCAAGAUCAUUUUGGACUUUGUGCCCAACCACACCAGUGACGAGUGCGACUGGUUCAUCCGAUCAGCCGCUGGCGAGGAGGAGUACAAGGAUUUCUACGUGUGGCACACCGGCAAGGUGGUCAACGGCAUCCGCCAGCCCCCCACCAACUGGCUCUCUGUGUUCCGCGGCUCCAUGUGGACCUGGAACGAGCAACGUCAGGCGUACUACCUCCACCAGUUCCACGCCAAGCAGCCCGAUCUGAACUACCGCAACCCCAAGGUCGUUGAAGCCAUGAAGGAUGUGCUGCGCUUCUGGCUGCGAAAAGGAGCCUUCGGCUUCCGCAUCGACGCUGUGCCCCAUGUCUACGAAAUUCCAGCUGAUGCCGACGGCAACUGGCCCGAUGAACCCCGGAACGAGGAUGUGAGCGAUCCCGAGGACUACACCUACCUGCAGCACAUCUACACCACCGAUCAACCAGAGACUCUGGAGCUGGUUUACGCUUUCCGCGAUGUGAUCGAGGAGAUAGACGCCGAGUUGGGCGGCGAUGACCGCGUCCUGCUGACCGAGGCCUACUCCCCUCUGGACGUGUUGAUGCAGUACUAUGGAAACGGCACCCACCUGGGCUCCCAGAUCCCCUUCAAUUUCGAGCUGCUGGCCAAGAUCAGUUACAGCUCCGAUGCCUACCACUACUCGGAGCUGAUCCACAACUGGCUUGACAACAUGCCAGAAGGUCAGGUGGCCAACUGGGUGUUCGGCAACCACGACCAGAGUCGCAUUGGCUCCCGCUUGGGUGCCGAUCGCAUCGACGCCUGCAACAUGAUCGUCAUGGGCUUGCCCGGCGUGAGUGUGACCUACCAGGGCGAGGAGAUGGGCAUGACCGACGUGUGGAUCAGCUGGGAGGACACCGUGGACCCACAGGCCUGCCAAUCGAACGAGCAGGAGUUCGAGCGCCUCACCCGCGACCCAGUGCGAACUCCAUUCCAGUGGAGCGACGAGGUCAACGCCGGAUUCUCCAACGCCUCAGUCACCUGGCUGCCGGUCGCCAGCGACUACAAGUUGGUCAAUGUGAAGAAGGAGCGUGGAAUCGCCCUGAGCCACCUGAACGUCUACAAGCAGCUGCGAGCUCUGCGUGAUGAGCCCACUUUGAAGCAGGGCGAUGUCUCCGUAACAGCCAUUGGUCCUAACGUGUUGGCCUUCAAGCGAUCCCUGGCAGGCUAUAAAUCCUACAUCACCCUCAUCAACAUCAACGAUGAUGUCGAGUCGAUAGACUUGGACUCCGUCUUCACCUCCAUUUCCACACAACUGCAAUAUGUGGUGGUGAAUGAUAAGAGUGUGCGUCGCAAGAACGACCUUACAUUUGCCAACUCCGUGCUGCUGUUGCCCAAGGAAGCAGUUGUGCUGAGCACAGUGUAAACUAAUUUAAUAGGUGCUUAAUAAAGAAUAACACACGAA
This is a messenger RNA of Drosophila santomea, 1802 nucleotides long. Its product is annotated as maltase A3. Gene Ontology annotation, biological process: carbohydrate metabolic process. Lineage: Eukaryota; Metazoa; Arthropoda; Insecta; Diptera; Drosophilidae. The coding region runs from base 39 to 1763 and encodes 574 amino acids. The record is from RefSeq and is a predicted model, not a curated record. The transcript is spliced from 4 exons.